CAGCAUUCAAGCAGCUUCGUUGUUUUAAACACGGGGCGUAUACUGCUAGGCCAAUACAGCCAUGUUAUUGCUAGAGGGCGUGUGAUGAGAAGGUCAAUGCCCCCGAAGCAGCCAAGUUCGGUUGUCCCCGCACAACUCUCUUUCCUUGCGAUAUACAACCCAUCCCUAGGAUCUACAGAUGAAACUCUCAGAGAUCAAAUUGUUUUCUACUAUUCGAGAAAGGAAAACGAAAAGCUAGCUAGAAGCACGCAACAGAGAGCUGCGCAGAGGGGCGCUACCGAUUGUGCUAAAAUCGAUAACAAUGAGAAGUUGCGCCAGAUAGGUCUGGCGCAAGGCAUGGUGAGCUUCGCCAAGAACUUCUCCAAUGGUGAAGCGGUAGAUACAGUCGAAACUGAAAAGUCCAGGAUCGUGUUGCAUGAGCUGGAAACCGGUUGGUGGAUUCUAGCGUCUAUCGACUAUACUCGUAUAUCCUCAGAGCCCCUGACAUCGCCUGAAUCACGACCAGAUAAUGCGCCAGAACCGCUAGUUGAAUAUUCGUCCCGCGAAGUUGCCCCUGCACGUCUCAUCCUUCAGCAAUUGCUGAGAGCGCACUCCAUCUUUCUCCUCCAUCAUGGGCCGUCUCUCGGUGUUCUCUACAGUCGCCUGCAGAGAACAGCAUUUUGCAGUGCACUGGAAUAUUUUUGGUUAAGAUUCGUAUGGAAUUGGAAUCCUCUUUUGAAUGGAAACCCGGCGGUUGAGAUCUACAAUGGCAUCAAACUCGCAGCGACAGGGGAACUUGGAAUUGGUGUUGGGGAAGAGGAAUGGGGAAGCGGAGAACGCGAAGUUUUGGAAGAUUUUGUUUCAAGAACAGACGGCCUAGUCGACCUGGUAGUAUCACGUUUUGGGGACACAUCUCCCAACGGCCAGAGAGAUAAUUCCCCCGGCCAGCAGUCAACAAACGCAGGGUCCGCUGCAGAAAGUCACCCGUGGAUAGGGUGUAAUACACCUCCGCAUUCAUUCGAUGGCGUGGUAUUCUCAGGUGUCGGGGCUAUUUCGAAGCAGUCUCUUACUCGAGUCUCUCACUGGAUGGAGUGGAUAUACCGAUAUGGUGAAGAUACAUUUGGGGUCAGACGUGAUCCGAAAUCUAUCCAUCGACGCAAGCGACGAAAAGGUCCAGAGGGCGGAACCUCAAACGGCGAAAGCAAAGCCCCCAAUCCAAAGUCCCCGAGCCGUACUCCAAAACGCAGCUUGUCUCCUGGAAUUCCUCCUCCCAUACUAGCAGGGCCAAACUCAACAAUCAAACAAGCCACUGAAAUGUCGAAAUCUAGAGAAAGUAACCUUAAUGCACAAGAUAGCACGAAAUCCUCUACAGAAAACUCCGCCGAUCCGUCCGGAUUUGGUACGGAGAAAUUCAUGAAAUUAUUGACUCUAGGAUACGGGACGUCUUGGGCUGAUCCAUCCAAUUUUUCUCUAUCUCAUCCUAGAGUGAACUUUUUGAGAUUCGGUGGCAGCCCUCAACCAGCUGCAGGAGAGGCCGAUUCUUUGUCAGUGGCAAGCUCUACUGAACCAGAAAGCACGCCGCUCCCACGGACAGACAAUAAUGGGAGGUUUAUAAUAGGACUUCGUGAUGACCCAGAGAUAGAGGAUAGUGAUGAGGAAGAUGACCCGCAGGCUACCGAACUACGGAAUCCGCAAGCAAAAGGAUCUCAGAAAGAGAGAACCGUCUUACGAACAUUGACCCUAAUGAUGGAGGAGUCCGCAUCGAAUGGGGAUUUUGAGGAUACGGCGUCCAUCGAUAAAUACCAGGAUCUGCAAGUGGUAGUAUAUCUCAACCAACCAUUCAUGUUCACAUUCCUCUUCGAAUCUAAAACAUCCUCACUCUCAUCUCCAUCGUUUUACCGGAGUAUCCAUCACCAGAUUGGCCCUCUCCAAAAGCCUCUAUUACUGUCAACGUCAUUGGACAAAAUACCCCAGCGAGCUCCCCUCUGGGAUCAGUAUCGAAAUUCGAAGGAAAAGCCCAGUGGACAGUCUCCUCUCUACGAUUUUAUCUAUGACCCUGAAGCGCGAUUUAUUCACACUUCACUUCCCGACAUUCCAGAGCCAGGAAUGCCAGUGCAAACGAUAAAGUUAUCAUCCCCGGGAUCUUCGGAACCACCAUGGACCCGCCAGGAUACGAUCAAUGUCCAUACUCAAAUCAUAAAUACAUAUAUCGAAACCCGUAAUCGCGCGUCUGAAAUUGAGCGGACGUGCAGGACAAGCCGGGGCUGGUGGGUAUUGUGGAUGCGGCUUAAGGACACCAGUGUAGGCUCUCAUUCUAGCAAACAAGUAGAAGGAGAAGAAGGUGAAGGUGAAGCAGACGAAGGGGAACAGCAGUCACGAACUCCGUCAACCCUUCAGCAAACCCCCGCUCCGAAGGCGCCAAAGGAAGCGUUUCUUGUCCGGAAAGCCAGCGAUUGCGCUGUGUCAGGACAUACCCGCCAUUCCAGCGGAGCGAGAUUCUUCCGCGACAUUAGCGGUGCCUCAGCCGCCUCGCAGUCCAGUACCGGGAAUGGACGAGGAAGCUGGUUGGGCCCCGGAAAACUGGCUGAAGGCGUGGGGCUGGAUGCGCGGAGGUAUAUCCAGGCCUUGUUGAAUUUGAACCGGUAGCGGACUAGUAGAGGAAGGCAAGUGCAACAUAUGGCGAAGAGCCCAAGGCUGAAUCAGUUUUGCAUCGCGAAAGGGGAGGGGGGAAAGCGACUGCUGAGUGUAUUGCGUCUGAGAGCUUCUGCCAGGGGCCCUUAGGUAGUCGAGAGGCUCAUGAAAUCAAAAUAUGUAGUUGAAUCAUUGGCGUGAAAGCAUCAUUCUAGUUUAACAAUACCGUUCGCACUGUUCCCCCAUGUCUAUCAACCUACUAUAGGUAGGUAUCUACAUAGCACGCAUCGGCCGGGCAGCCUGUCCCACGAAUUUAAAAAGACGCACGCUACGCGUAGAUCUAGACAUUCAGCCGUAUGUCCACGUUCGUACAGUAGUAGUACGUCAGGUACCUUGAGUACAGCGGUGUAGGGAGUUAGACUGUACGUAAUCCGCCAAUGAUGAAUAACAGGUACUCAUCAGGUCGCACUCCUCUCCCGAUCCGCUUCCACUUCCAAGCCUACUGUGUAAACAGCAACAUCUAGAUCCACCCUUACGAAGAAUAGUGUCUAACCAUCGGAGGAUUUCAGGGGAGUACGUACGCCGCGUCGAAUAGGGCGCAUUCGUAAGUCAGGUCGUUCCGUCUCCACCAGUCCAGCCCAACCAUUCUUCUGCAUGCAUGCAAUGUCUUACUUAACGCAGGAAAAACUGAAGAAAAGAGUUGUUAGUAUGUAGUUAGUUAUAGUAAGCUGCUGUGUAAAUCCUACGUACACAUAGAUACAUCAACACCAACGGUAACUACUUAUUAGUUACUGCGGCAUGUUCUAGGGGCGUACCGUCGAUAGACGGGUGACGACGACGCUGAUGAAUAUCGGCUGGCUUUUUAUUCUGGCUUUUUAUUAUUAUUAUUUGGUGCUGCGUUACUGCGCAUGCCUGUGAUGUAUGUUCAUGUACUAGGUACUGAAUAGAUAUUUCUUCUCCCCCCUGAUUCAACAGCAAACUGGAAAUGGGUGGGCUAAAUAAGCACCAGAGAAUAAAAAG
Molecule: messenger RNA, 3630 nt
Organism: Blastomyces dermatitidis ER-3
Lineage: Eukaryota; Fungi; Ascomycota; Eurotiomycetes; Onygenales; Ajellomycetaceae
Exons: 5
Coding region: 85-2625 (846 amino acids)
Biological process (GO): vesicle-mediated transport
Cellular component (GO): Mon1-Ccz1 complex; intracellular membrane-bounded organelle
Source: RefSeq, a predicted model, not a curated record